Messenger RNA from Lindgomyces ingoldianus, 453 nucleotides. RefSeq lists its product as uncharacterized. Lineage: Eukaryota; Fungi; Ascomycota; Dothideomycetes; Pleosporales; Lindgomycetaceae. The record is from RefSeq and is a predicted model, not a curated record. The annotation marks the transcript as partial. The transcript has a single exon.
AUGGCGCCCCGCAAUCCCGUCGCAAACAUAUCCUUCACCGUCGACUCUGCCUCCGAGGACGAAAUGGCACGCGACGUCAAUUCCUUCCCGACUCCAGACUCCAACACCGAGAACAAGGUCCCGGCGCGCAAAGGACGCGGAAAAGCUGCGCAAAACGCAAAACCUGCACCUGCGACAAAGAAAAUCGCGAAAGUGAAGGUUCCGGCGCGUCGAGCUAGUGGCGGGUCUGUGUUGGGGGUCAAGAAGGAAAAGGCAGCAGUUACAAAGAAGUCAGGCCCGAGGGCCGGCCGCAAAGUCCUUGCCGAGCGCCAGAAUACGAAUAUGAGUGACACCGAAGAGGUGGAUGAAUUCGAAGGCGAGGAGGAGAUAGUAGGACCAGUGGCGGAGGUUAAGGUAACGAGGCGGGGACGACCGGCGAAGGCGAAGAAGGUGCAAGAAGAAGAUGAGAGCGUG